CCAAAAAUGUCUCUCAGAAGCUAUAUGUCGCCCACUCAGUCAUUAAAAGAAAGCUAAAUGACUCUAACCUAAGUUCUAGUGCUGUUGUGAAGUUGCUCCAGUCUAGUUUGUCACCGGGUUCCCUUUUUUGCUCGAUUAAAAUGUUCUUUAAGGCGACGCUAAGGUUGUCAUUAUGUUAGCACGAAAAUUAGUUGUAGUCAUACAAAAUUAAAACAAACAAACAAACAAACAAAAAAUAGAAACAAAACAAAUAUAUGAUAAAUACAAGCGAGGAAACGUGUUCCUGAACGCCUCAUAGAUUUAAAAGUCUUGAGCAACUGCAGGUUGAUUUUUUUUUAUUCGGAUGUUAAUAUUGUAUAAUAUUGUAUGCUAGCUAUCUAUCUCACCAUUAAUCAAAAUUUUUGAAUUUGACUCACUGUUCUUCAAAUAACACUGUGGUAAAGCUAAGUUUUUAUUAACACAUUCACUGCCAUUGACAGUAACAGACAUCAAUCGCUUUCAACUAGGGUGGCUGGCAUUGAGAGAUCACGUUUUACUGCCACUGACGGCGAUAGACGUUCAAUCCAAUUUGACGAGGCAGUGUAGCGAUUGAACGAUCCCUCCCAGUCAAAAAAGAUUGGACGUCCAUCGCUGUCAAUGGAAGCCAAUGAAUUUAAUAUGCAUGAUAGGUAUGAUUUUCAAAAUCCGAGGCUCACGUGUACACAGUUUGGAUGCACGGCACACACGUGGAACAGAGAAAGCUAGAUUUGCCAAGUAAUCUGCUAAACAGGAUUAACACUUCUUAACGUCUCGCUCGCCCCACCGGGUGUCAUGGUCAGGUUUGUGUUGUUGACUGAGGAUUAUACUGUAGAAUGUUUUGACAAAGGGAACCUACAGUUUCCUGUAUCGAUUUAUUUGUUAUUUAUUCAUAAAUGGACUUUGUCAGUGUAUUUCAAUUGAAAUUUAAUGGCAAUAUGCAUUAUACCUGGCAUCAGCAUGAACUACGUCGGUCAAUUGGCUGGCCAGGUUCUGGUGACAGUCAAGGAACUGUACAAAGGCAUCAACCAGGCUACACUAUCGGGCUGUAUCGACGUGGUAGUGGUGCGACAGCCCAACGGAUCCUUCCAGUGUUCGCCCUUCCAUGUGCGAUUCGGAAAACUGGGAGUUCUGCGCUCCAGAGAGAAAGUGAUUGACAUAGAAAUAAAUGGAGAACCAGUGGAGCUGCAGAUGAAGCUGGGAGACAACGGUGAGGCUUUUUUUGUCCAGGAAAUGGAACAAUUAGAUGAGACUGUUCCUGCCCAUCUGGCAACUUCUCCCAUCCCCACAGAUGAUGCCAUAAUAAAGAAGCAAGAGCCCGAAUGCAGGCAAAGUCAUCCCCUGAAGGCCCCAGAAGAAGGUUCCAUUGCAGGAGGGAAGAAGAGAAAACGGCGGCGGCGUAAGCACAAGGCCGAGCCCCGAAAAGAGGAGCAGAGCCAGUCAGUAGGAGGCGAACUGGAGCUUCCUGGCCUCAGCUCGGACGAGGAGAUGACUUCACAUAGCAUGUGGGUUUCAUCGAUGACGAAGGACAGCAUAGAUCACUUCCAAAAUUCCCCUGCCACCUGCCUCGAAUGGGACAGCUACCCUUUCUCUGAUGGCGACUGGUCCCCCUACACUGAAAGGGUAAUGUCUGAGCCUGAGCCGGCGUCGCCCAACAGCGACUCGGAAUUGAUGGUGAAGACAACAGAGAGCAUGCUCAGAGCCGACGCCCACAUGCAGUGGAGCUGGGGAGAGUUCCCGGAAUCCACCAGGCAGGUAACCAAAAAGGACCAGUCCUUACCAAAGGUGCUGACAAUCACCCCUUCAGAAAGCACACAUUUCCGGGUCAUCUCCAGCCCGGAGGAGCGAGCCGAGGAUCCCCUAUGCAGCAUUGUGAAACCCCAACCCCAGAAUGUCGAAACGAGAACCUCAGACCUCAGUGAAAAAGCUAUUCGCAAGACAAGAUGGAAAUCUUCUCCGCCUAGCCGCAGGGACUCCAAUACCAAGGCUGCAGAUAUUGCUGUGAAGAGAAAAGGAGGUGUAAGGAAAAGGAGUCAGCAUCAGGGCCCAGAAGAUAUAUACCUAGAUGACCUGAACUUACUUGAACCAGAUGUUGUCGCACUCUACUUCCCCAAGAGCGAGUCAGGGCCGGUUACCAAGCACUGGGCAGAAACAGCUGCGACAGGGGGCACACACUCGGGUUCGCAGUCACCCCAGUCGGUGGGCAGCAGCAGCAGUGGCGGCGGGAGUCUUGGAGAUAGCGGUACCGAGUGUCUUUCUGACUUGGCCGCCGACUUGCCUGACGUUACAUUGUCGCUCUGCGGAGGUGGUGGUGGUGAUGACUCUGAGAUCGACAGCGAAAAAUUCCUGGAGUACAUCAUCAGUUAUCAUGAAUUUGCAGAAAACCCUGCAAUGAUUGAUAAUCCUAAUUUGGUGGUUCGGAUUGGACACAGAUAUUACAACUGGACUCUGGCGGCACCACUCAUACUCAGCAUGCAGGCUUUUCAAAAGAACCUCCCAAAGGCCACAGAAGAAGCCUGGGUGAAGGACAGGAUGCCUAAGAAGUCUGGGAGAUGGUGGUUUUGGAGAAAGAGCAGCGUGAAGCAGUUAUCCACAGAGAGCAAGCUGGAGUUACAGGAGAGUUUGACCGAUGAGAAUCCAGCGCUCAACAAAGGACCUCAACAGAAAACCUCAGAGUGGUCGAGUGACGAUGAAACCAAAGAACUCAAGGCCAUGUUUGCCCCCAGCCCUGCCUACAGGAAGUCCCUGCGCCUGUCGUCCGAGCAAAUCGAGGGUUUGAAGUUGAGGGAUGGCCCCAACGAUGUGACGUUCAGUAUCACUACUCAGUACCAAGGAACGUGUCGCUGCCAGGGAACUAUCUACCUGUGGGACUGGGAUGACCAAGUCGUCAUCUCGGACAUCGAUGGCACUAUUACUAAGUCUGAUGUUUUUGGUCACAUCCUUCCUCAGCUUGGCAAAGACUGGACCCAUGAAGGAAUUGCCAAGCUUUACCACUCUGUGCACCAGAAUGGUUACAAGUUCCUGUACUGUUCUGCACGAGCCAUCGGUAUGGCGGACAUGACACGAGGGUACCUUCAGAGGGUCAACGACGGAGGCACUCUGCUGCCUCGAGGGCCACUUAUGCUAGCACCUAGUAGUCUUUUCUCAGCCUUCCACAGAGAGAUGAUCGAAAAGAAACCUGAGAAAUUUAAGGUGGAAUGCCUCUCAGACAUCAGGAAGCUUUUCACCACCAACAUGAAUCCAUUCUAUGCCGCUUUUGGCAACAGAGAGAGCGACGUGUUAGCUUACCGCCAAGCGGGCAUAUCCGUAUGCCGCAUCUUCACGGUGAACCCCAAAGGCGAGCUAAUUCUAGAGCAGGCUAAAGGGAACAAAACAUCAUACACACGUCUGAGCGAGCUAGUAGAGCACGUCUUCCCUCUGCGUAGCCGACAGCACGCCGCUGCCUUCUGUUGCCCCGACUUUAGCGCCUUCUCGUACUGGAGACAACCUAUUACGCACGCCUGUUUGGAGGACCUGCUUUAACAUCUUGACGAUGUUUUCCUAGUAGGUCAUUUUUUUUAAUUGAUCAUUUUACUUUUAAUUUGAUCAAAUAUAUGACAUACACAAUGUAUCGAAUGACUUCUUUCUGUGAAAGUGACAAUUUUUGUGUGAUGAGAUCUUAGUAUCUGUGUUUGUACGUGAAUAAUGUGAAGUUCAGAAAUGGUUUGGGUGGUGAUUAUGUCAUUUUUUUUUGUGUAAGUUUUAAACAGGGUAUGUGUACUUAGUGUUGUUCACAUGUGUGGAUGGAUGAAUCAGUCCGACAACUCACUGAAGGCUGCUUUAAUAAAAGUACAAAAACGUGUUCACCAAUGUUUUUGUAUAAGUUUUAAUAUAAUUUAUGCAUAAAUGUAGUUCAACGAUGUAUAUAUUUAUAAAGAAUCUUAAAAAUUCUAUAUUUUAUAACCACUGUUAGACUUGCAAUGCCUCGAGUAAGCAAUAGAGGUCGCAGUUGUCCCUGUAAAAACUAAUACAUUACUGUACUAAAACUGGAGCCACGGUAUAACUACUGUACAUCAAAUACUGGUCGUCGACAAGUUUACAAAAUUAUUUUUCUGUAUAUUUAUAAAGCAGAAUCAAUUUUUUAACACUGAUGUUCAAGAAAAGAGUUCAUUUUUAAAAACACCAAUUAAAAAAUACAUAAAAUUCUCAUGGAUAACUUAUUCUGCUUAAAUACUGCUGUGGUUGAAGAGUGCCAAAUAGUGAUGCGUCAUUGUUCUUAGUGUCUUUUAUUGAUCUUGGAGUCUUCUCCAACUCUUGCAUGAACUAUUGUCACAGCUACCGACUAGACGGGUAUAAUAGGACACCGCUAAAGGAUGAACGAACUUGGCCUGUAGCUAGCUUCCCCGCAAUUAACAUCAGCGCCACUUGCUCGCCUCGUUUCAUGGGCACCACUAGGGUGAGUGAGGGGGGGGCGCAAAGGCUGGAACAUGGCUCCGAGACUGCGCCUAUUCUGGAACCGAACAUGUGGAUGACGUGUUGGUCCACCGACAGAGACGCCUCCAAUUUGGUGUCAGGUUGGGCUGCGAGGAUGGCGCUCAGCAAGUAGCGACCAUCCACGGGUGCCGUGAAGAAUCCUGGAAAUACAGAGAUUACUAGUAUUUUGGACCAGUUUUUGUCGUUUUCAGUUGCAGCGAGGCAGCGAGGCUAUGCUGUUGACCGCCUAGGCAGACAGCGCUCAAACAGCAUGGUAAUACACGUGACCCGUUUUUUCCCCCGAUGAGAAAACGUGAGAUGUGAUGUCACUCCCAAACUCAAGAGCAAUAUUUUCUAUUCAAAUGCUCUUCGUACAUGACUACAGUAUUCUUCAUUCUACAUACAUUAUGAGGCAAAAACAAAAUAGUAACGCACGGGCACUAAGGAAACUAACUUUAAUCGGAUUACUGGCUUGGAAAA
Messenger RNA from Corythoichthys intestinalis (scribbled pipefish), 4947 nucleotides. RefSeq names its product phosphatidate phosphatase LPIN2-like. The record is from RefSeq and is a predicted model, not a curated record. Lineage: Eukaryota; Metazoa; Chordata; Actinopteri; Syngnathiformes; Syngnathidae. Gene Ontology annotation, molecular function: phosphatidate phosphatase activity; transcription coactivator activity. Gene Ontology annotation, cellular component: nucleus; endoplasmic reticulum membrane; cytosol. The coding region runs from base 946 to 3537 and encodes 863 amino acids. Gene Ontology annotation, biological process: positive regulation of transcription by RNA polymerase II; fatty acid catabolic process; triglyceride biosynthetic process. The transcript has 19 exons.